This is a messenger RNA of Selaginella moellendorffii, 1241 nucleotides long. Its product is annotated as ACT domain-containing protein ACR12. Lineage: Eukaryota; Viridiplantae; Streptophyta; Lycopodiopsida; Selaginellales; Selaginellaceae. The record is from RefSeq and is a predicted model, not a curated record. The transcript is spliced from 11 exons. The coding region runs from base 205 to 1035 and encodes 276 amino acids. Gene Ontology annotation, cellular component: chloroplast stroma; chloroplast thylakoid membrane.
CUUUGGACAUUAGGGAUUGCGUUUAGUCUCUGUGGAGGGGGCGAGAGCUUCAAGCGGUCGGGCGCGCGCUCGCUCGCUCGCUCGCUCGGUCGAGCGGAUCGGCUAGUCCUAGCUCGUCAGGUUUCUCUGUUGCCGAUCCGGAUUCUCGGCUCUGGGGUUUGAUAUUCUCCUCUUUGAUCGCUCCGGCACCCCACGCAUUGAAUCAUGGCAUCGGCGAUGCUUGGGAGCUGCUGCGCGACACUCCCGUGCAAAAUUUCCGCCAGGCAGCAGCUCUUCCUCCACGAAUUACGCGGCCGACGCAGCUGGAGUUCUCCCAGGCUCGGUCAGUUCUUGAAUUUGUCGACGAACCAAAGGAUUUACUGUGCGCUAUCAAGUGAAUCCACGACAACCAAAAAGGAAGUUGAAGAGGAGGAAGUUCCAUUGCCUAUUGUUGUAAUCGACCAGGAUGCUGAUCCUCACACCACUGUUGUCGAAGUUAGCUUUGGCGAUCGGCUUGGGGCACUGCUUGACACGAUGAAAUCGCUGCGAGAUCUUGGAUUAACUGUGGUCAAGGGGAACGUUAAGAUGGUUGGAAAUACCAGGCGCAACAGGUUCUCCAUCACACGCGCGGAUAAUGGUCGGAAGGUUGAGGAUCCUGAGCUGCUGGAGUCCAUUCGCCUGACGAUUAUUGACAACCUCUUGAAGUACCAUCCAGAGUCGAGUGCUCGAUUAGCCAUGGGAGAAGCUUUCGGCAUUAAACCCCCGAAGAAGCAAGAGAUUCAAACUUUUAUCACCAUCAAAGAAGAUGGUUCAGAUAAAAGCUUACUGACAAUUGAGACCGCAGAUAAACCUGGUCUCAUGAUUGAGAUUCUCAAAAUCAUCAAUGAUAUUAGCGUGUCUGUCGAAUCAGCUGAAAUGGAUACUGAGGGUCUAAUUGCAAAAGACAAGUUUCAUGUUAGCUAUGGAGGGAAAGCUCUGAGCAAAUCGCUGUCCCAGGUUUUAACCAAUUGCUUGAGGUACUACCUCAGAAGGCCCGUGGAAGAGGAGAGCUACUAGAGUUACUAUAAAUCCUUCUCCACAACAUAGCUAUAUAUCAAAACCUCACUCCGUCCUAGUACGAGACAUGCUUGCAAGCCGGGGGAUUCUCUUCAUAAACUCCGCAGCAAGUGUCCAAGAUAUCAAAGCUAAUGGUAUCAAUGAAAUUGCCAAAAACUAAAGCCUUGGCUUCAUCCAGGUUCGAACUGGAGACCUUCAGUGUGUUA